[Torrubiella] hemipterigena is the source of this 2673-nucleotide messenger RNA. The record is from the annotation of a GenBank genome assembly. Lineage: Eukaryota; Fungi; Ascomycota; Sordariomycetes; Hypocreales; Clavicipitaceae.
GUGCGCCCUGCCCUGCAAAACAAGACAGGGAGUUACGGCAGCAUUAAAGGGCACUAGCAUUGCAGUGGUGACGAGGACCCAGGACACGUCUCGACUCGUCAUUUCGUGUCUUUUAACUACUUCAUCUUACAGCUCUCGUCUGUGUUUAUUCCCAUCUUUCUUGUACUAUUUUCUCUUGUUGCACGGCUUCACAAAGGGCUACCAGAAAGGGACCCUUGCACUUUUUAAUUCAUUCUUCGUCUUUUUCUGGCCUAGUCGACCUUGUCUACUUCUGAUUUACACUUCAUCUCAUCCAUACAUCCAACCCGCUCGCCACAACUUUACUGGGCCAGUCGGUUCCAGCCCAUACCAGCCAGACAAACAAGCUUCAACUAGCGGCUAAAGUUUGAAGCACUACACACAAGAUAGGGUUCGCUGUUACGCCGAAAUAUACAUAGCGCCGUUUCAAUAUCAGUAGCAGCAGCUCUUGCAUCCAGAUUUCUUUUUCACUCAGGUUGAUCCGCGUUACCACCAUUCAACCUCGCGCCAAAGUCCAUGUCAACCACGGUGGGGGAGCCGCCUCGGCCUUCGAUAUCAAGACUGAACAACACCCUCACCAUGCUCAAAACACAACUUCCGCAGGCUGUUCGUAGCCAUGAUGGGCCUAAAUCAGCAUCCGGCUCUCUAAGACAUGGACUAUUCAGUCACAGAUUUUCGACAUCCAUCCGCCAUUCGUCCACACGACCAUCAUCAAACGGUUCAGCAACAAUGACUACUUCGCACACCAACACAACCGUCGCACAACCCAAGCCGAUUCGGAAAUCCGCCUCGACGCCAACCACUAGACACGUCACAGACGAGCCUCGGGACACUAUACUGGAGCCAGUAUUGGAGGAUCAUUUGGCCAAGACUGUACAGCCUCCUUCAACCCUAAAGGCGUCUAAUGAGAAGCGUGACUGGGCGCCACAACUCGAGGCCAAGACUCCGCUGAGGCAGCCACCGUCGGAUACGCAACUAUUCAAAACAAGCAUAUUUUCAGCCAAGGACUCUGCAUAUGAUUUAUACUCUUUACCUGAAGUGUCGCCCAUGGACGAAUCUUUACAAAACGCCGGAGUUGCGACAGAACCCAAGACAGCCCAAACCGCCGCCGCCGUACCAACUACUGAAACAGAGAGCAUCAAUAACAAUAAACAAACGUACUCGAGUACGGUUAUGCAAGAUGCUCCGCUACGCCGCAAGUCCAGCAUUAGUUUUGCUCCGGAACCCUUCCCUCGGCGGAGCUCCAUCCCCAAAAGCGAGACAUGGGGAUCGUUGACAUCACGCCACAGCAGCAUCUCCUUUGCUGCCGACCUAGGACUACACCGACGAGACUCUUCUGCGAAUAGCGAAACUGGUUCCUCUUUUGGAACUAGCAGCAGCGCCAGUGGACGACGAGGAAGCGCCCCCGCAUUCAUGCCAGAGCUUCUACAACGGCGAGACUCCUCUGCCAGCGAUGCCGACAGUACACAUCUUUCGCGAAAGUGGUCAAUAUCAUCAUUUCGGAGAUCUCGAAAUCAGUCAUCAUCACUUCCCCAAGUCGACGAGCGAUUCCAGCGAACAGAGUCCGAAUUAGGACUCUCCGGAGCCCAAGGGCGACCUAGCUCGCCACCACCUACCAGGUUCCAACGCCACGUUGGCUUCGACAAUGUGCCCAACGGCGAAACUACAAAACACAAUACGACAUCGCUUACGCUGAAUGUCCGCCACAAGGGCUACCAGGCUCGCCGCCGGUCACGUCUCUUCAUGGUGGGCGUGGACGAGCAUUCGUACUCAGACUACGCCAUUCAGUGGCUGCUCGAUGAGCUAGUUGACGACGGCGACGAGAUCGUCUGUGUUCGCGUUAUCGAGAGUGGUAUCCGAUUUAAUGACAGACAGUACCUCGAAGACGCCAACCGUGUCAUGCAAAAUAUCCUCGCCAAAAACGGCUCCAACCGUGCCGUCAGCUUUAUUCUUGAAUACGCUGUCGGCAAGCUGCACGCGACGUUCCAAAAGCUCAUCCAAAUGUAUCAGCCAGCCAUGCUCAUCGUCGGAACACGCGGACGUUCUCUCGGUGGUAUCCAGGGUCUCGUCAACAACCGUAACUCCUUCUCAAAAUACUGCCUGCAGUAUUCUCCCGUUCCUGUCGUUGUCGUCCGACCUACCGAAAAGCGCAUCAAGAAAAAGGUCAAGCGAGCUAACGAUGCUACUCGUCAAACAUAUCUUGGCAUGCUUGCUGCUACGAACGGCAAGCAUGAAGCGGAUAGCGAGGCGAGCAGCACCUACGAGCUUGAAGUCCAGAUCUCUCCAGACGAAGAGGCACACCAAGUUGCCAAGGUAUUGGGAUUACCGGCCGCUUUUGAUCCUACAAUCAAGCCCAUUUCAUCUUCGCUACUGCGACCUCGUUCUCCUGCCCCACCACCUCCUCCACGCGUAGACAGCUCUCCUCGCUCUGCGAACCUGGAGUCGCCGGCUGUCAGCGCCCCCAAUAGUGAAGAGGAAGAGGAAGAGGACGGCGAGUUUGAGGUCAUGUCCGGCACCGAAGCUCUUGACCAACAGCAAAAAGCAGAAACCCUCCAUAAGAUGGAAAUGGGUGAAGCCGCCGCCCUUCGCAUGACAAUCGACGACGAUGAGGAAGAGGAUGAGGAUGAAUCUGCCGGUGUGAAGCUCACAUCAUAG